CUCGCGUCGGGGCCGCGGCGCUGGGGGCGCUGCCUCGGGGAAGGAGACUCAGUCCGAGAGAUGCCAAGUUCCUGCAGUCUCUCUGAAGUCCGGCAGAACACAGCUUCAUUGGAGGAGGCAUGGAUGAGGGGGUGACAGAGGAUGCCGCCCACAUCUGAAGCCUCCGGAGGAUCCUGACCUGGCAGCUGAGCACCGCUCGGAUGUGGGACUUCAGGUAUAACUCGGUGUGGAGCUCAUGAAAAGUACUUGGGUUUCUCCAGCCCUCUUCACCAAUCAAUGUUCACUGGGCUGGUUUGGAUAUCAGAAUCUGAGUGGAGCUGACAGAGGUAGGAAAAAACCUCUAGAAGCCUCCAGAAGCAAUUGUCUGGACCCCUCCAAACUGGUUGGGCAACAGAGAGCAGGUAGCAAGCUGCCGGAGGCUGUGAUUCAGCUGAGCUUUGGACUAUCGUAAGGAAUCUAGCUCAGCAACAGCGCCACAUUUCAGCCAAAGGAACGUCUUUGAACGAAGGAUUUAAAGGGGAGAGUUUCUGCUGCUUUACUGUGAUCCAUUGUGACAGAAAACAUUAUGUUCACCUAGAGAAAAGCACUGUUUUUUCUUUCAAGAGUCUGUAUUUGCAAGAAGCAUGAGCCAUCCUAAGCUUUGGGAUGGGCUCGGGAUAUGGAGGAGGUGGUGGACAGCUCUCCCCGUGCAGGUUCAGAAAACAGCCUGAGCCUCCAACUUCUGCAGCUUGGCGGGUAUGGACAUAGGCCACUCCCGGCUCCAGAGAGCUGGUGGCUGCAAAAUCACCAGGAGAAGCAGCAUCUCUCUGCUUUGGGACUUGACAGAAUGAAGUGUGCUGGGGAAGCCACUACCUGGGACGUGGACUUUCCUGUCUGCCCCUUCGUCGCACGGGCAGCCCCUGACCACUGAGCCAACAAUGGCUGAGAAGGGCGACUCCAUUGCCAGUGUCUAUGGGUAUGACCUUGGUGGACGCUUCAUUGACUUCCAACCCCUGGGCUUCGGUGUCAAUGGGCUGGUGCUGUCGGCCGUGGACAGCAGGGCCUGCCGGAAGGUGGCCGUGAAAAAGAUCACCCUGAGCGAUGCCCGCAGCAUGAAGCAUGCGCUCCGGGAGAUCAAGAUCAUCCGGCGCCUGGACCAUGACAACAUCGUGAAAGUGUACGAGGUGCUGGGGCCCAAGGGCACCGACCUGCAGGGUGAGCUGUUUAAGUUCAGCGUGGCCUACAUCGUCCAGGAAUACAUGGAGACUGACCUGGCCCGCCUGCUGGAGCAGGGCACGCUGACGGAGGAGCACGCCAAGCUGUUCAUGUACCAGCUGCUCCGCGGGCUCAAGUACAUCCACUCGGCCAACGUGCUACACAGGGACCUGAAGCCUGCCAACAUCUUCAUCAGCACAGAGGACCUUGUGCUCAAGAUUGGGGACUUCGGAUUGGCGAGGAUCGUCGAUCAGCAUUAUUCACACAAGGGUUAUCUGUCUGAAGGCUUGGUAACAAAGUGGUACCGCUCACCGCGCCUGCUCCUGUCCCCUAACAACUACACCAAAGCCAUCGACAUGUGGGCCGCUGGCUGCAUCCUGGCGGAGAUGCUGACAGGCAGGAUGCUCUUUGCAGGGGCUCACGAGCUGGAGCAGAUGCAGCUCAUCCUCGAGACCAUCCCUGUGAUCCGGGAGGAGGACAAGGACGAGCUGCUCAGGGUGAUGCCGUCCUUCGUCAGCAGCACCUGGGAGGUGAAGAGGCCACUGCGCAAGCUGCUCCCCGAAGUGAACAGCGAAGCCAUUGACUUUCUGGAGAAAAUCCUGACCUUUAACCCCAUGGAUCGUCUGACAGCCGAGAUGGCGCUGCAGCACCCCUACAUGAGCCCUUACUCCUGCCCCGAGGACGAGCCCACCUCGCAGCACCCCUUCCGCAUUGAGGAUGAGAUUGACGACAUCCUGCUGAUGGCCGCCAACCAGAGCCAGCUCUCCAACUGGGACAGGUACCCGGUGAGCCUGUCGUCGGACCUAGAGUGGCGACCUGAUCGGUGCCAGGACGUGAGCGAGGUGCAGCGCGACCCGCGCGCGGGCUCCGCGCCCCUGGCCGAGGACGUGCAGGUGGACCCGGGCAAGGACUCGCAGAGCAGCUCCGAGCGCUUCUUGGAGCAGUCACACUCGUCCAUGGAGCGCGCCUUCGAGGCCGACUACGGGCGCUCCUGCGACUACAAGGUGGGGUCGCCCUCCUACCUGGACAAGCUGCUGUGGCGCGACAACAAGCCUCACCACUACUCGGAGCCCAAGCUCAUCCUGGACCUGUCGCACUGGAAGCAGGCGGCCGGCGCGCCCCGCGCCGCGGUGGCGGCCGAGCCCGGCGCGCGCGAGGAGGAGCCGGCCAGCCUCUUCCUAGAGAUCGCGCAGUGGGUCAAGAGCACGCAGGGCGGCCCGGAGCGCGCCAGCCCGCCCCCGGACGGCCCGGAGCACCGCCUGUCAGCCUCUCCGCCCGGCCGCCUGGCCCCCAUCGACGGGGGCGCCAGCCCCCAGUUCGACCUGGACGUGUUCAUCUCCCGCGCCCUGAAACUGUGCACCAAGCCCGAAGACCUGCCGGACAAUAAACUGGGCGACCUCAACGGCGCGUGCAUCACUGAGCACCCUGGCGAUCUCGUGCAGACUGAGGCCUUUUCCAAAGAGAGGUGGUGAGGGUGGAGGGGGGCCGAGUGGAAGGCCUCCCGCGAAAAACCGGGCCUGACAGGAGGGGCCACCUGUCCCUGCACCUCCAGCACCCCUUCAGCCCUUCUCUGCUGCGUUGGCGCUAGCAGAAGACAGGAAGGAUCCGAGGAGCGAGAGGAAUGUCCAUUUCUUAAACUGCCUUAAUAACUAGCCUUUAACCUCUGGGAGAGGGUCUGAACAGGAGCCUAGUUGGGGAUUGGUCACUUUCCCAGCAAAGAGGAGGUUCGUGAUGGGUGGUGCCCAGGGAAGAAAUGAGUGUUAGACUGCAGUGCCCUCCCUGCAGGGGUGUCUGGGUGCAGAGGAAUCUUGCAGGCAUAGUGUUGAAAUGCCCUGGCCCACCCAGCCUCCACUGAGACAUAAGGAAGUUCAGUGAGGGCCAGGGAUGCAAAUAAGACUCUUAAUCAGGAUGGGCCAGCCUUGAACUCUAGCCUCCGGGCCCCAAGGCACUGUCUGUCCACUACCUAAAGCCUUCCCCUGGUGGUUCUGGCACAACACUUGGUCUAAGAACGUUUCUUCCCCGUCCAUUACCGUCUGACCCAUUCGAUGUCUUUCAGUUCAGAGCACUUGGAAACAGCCGGUUUCCUUCCCCCUAGUCACCAAGCCUGUUUCCCCCCCAAACCCCACCC
This is a messenger RNA of Talpa occidentalis (Iberian mole), 3322 nucleotides long. RefSeq names its product mitogen-activated protein kinase 4 (gene MAPK4). Gene Ontology annotation, molecular function: ATP binding; MAP kinase activity. The record is from RefSeq and is a predicted model, not a curated record. Gene Ontology annotation, biological process: cell surface receptor signaling pathway; protein phosphorylation; intracellular signal transduction. Gene Ontology annotation, cellular component: nucleus; cytoplasm. Lineage: Eukaryota; Metazoa; Chordata; Mammalia; Eulipotyphla; Talpidae.